GUCGUCAUCCGACGCCGUAGGGUUGGAAUGCCUCUGUGGGAGAUUCAGAACAACUCGACAAAACAUUUAUUACAACUGGGAUAUGUUUCUUUCAUGUAUAACAAUCACGUCCCGACGCUUCGACAGACUGAGUUGUCUUUCCUUGGACUAGGAGACUAAAUCAGAGAGAGAGACAGAGUGGUGUGAAUGCUGCUAAGUCGAAUUUGCUUUCAACUAUUUAUUGAAGUGUAGAAAUUCAUAUGGACCUGAAGGUUAGAUGGCAGGUAGCGUCCAACAUGAUGUUAUAUCGCUCGUUUGAACCAUGGAGUAGUCCAACGGGCAACGUUAUAACGUGAGUCCUGAAUCUCUGGGUGUUUUGGGCAAGCUAGCCAAGUUUGCUACAUUCUGUGUCGCUAGCUAACAACUUGUGAUUGUGUGCUGCUGGAAGCAAGAAAUGUAAGUGAAAAAUACCUGCUUCUUCUCCACACAAGGCAGAUGAAACACUGAAGAUGAAUCCGCUAAUAACACAAAGAAAUGUAAAGUCUGGGUGCAUCUUCAAUCCCUAAGUUACCAGGAAGGUAGUCUAGUCUUCAGUGCUGGAAGAUAGCCACUGUUAGCCAUAACUAUAGACAAGGGGAGAAGUAAAUGAUCAUUGUAAAUCGCCCACAUGCGCUGGAUCAGUCGUCGGCUUGGGGAAAGGAAUCAGAAGGUGGUGGACGUGUUGAGCGCUGAACCCUUCCUGGCUGGAGGAAGAUGGCGCAGCCCUUCAAUUGGAAGUAGUGGUGAGAGGAGUGAAACUUCCUCGGGGCUCGUUGGAUUUACUAGACAUCUCGACCCUGAUCGGAGGACACAUGCAGGCCAGAAAACGGUAUUUAAUUCUGUUGUCCGCCGGUGCGUGUCUCAUUCUGUUGUUGUACUUCGGAGGGGUUCAAGCCCCGUUAUCCAGAAGCAACAACCGGCGUGAUGACCGCAGCCUCCAUGGAUACCACGGGAGACCUCAGUGGCCCCACUUCUCGGGGUCCCUGCAGCCGUUCAGCCCCUGGGACCAAAUGGAGACCGAGGAGUACAACAUUAACAGAUCGCCACGACAGAAGAGGGAUGUUAUUUCGGGAGUUUAUAAAGGGAAACGUUGCCGGAUGGACUCUUGCUUUGAUUUUUCCUUGUGCAAAACCAACGGAUUUAAAGUUUACGUUUACCCGCAACAGAAAGGAGAGAAGAUGUCGGAGAGUUAUCGGAAUAUUUUAUCUUCCAUUGAGGCUUCCAGGCUCUAUACGUCUGACCCGGGACAGGCUUGUCUGUUCGUCCUGAGUUUGGACACUCUAGACAGGGACAUUCUGUCUCCACAGUAUGUUCACAACCUCAGAACUAAAGUCCAGAACUUGCAUCUGUGGAAUAACGGAAAGAAUCACCUCAUUUUCAACCUCUAUUCGGGAACUUGGCCCGACUACACGGAAGAUCUGGGCUUCGACUUUGGGCAGGCCAUGUUAGCCAAGGCAAGCAUCAGCACAGAGAACUUCAGACCCAAUUUCGAUGUCUCCAUCCCUCUUUUUGGGAAAGAGCACCCCAGGACCGGAGGAGAGAGGGGCUAUUUAAAAUAUAACUCUAUCCCACCGUACAGGAAAUACAUGCUUGUGUUCAAGGGGAAACGAUACCUCACUGGAAUCGGAUCAGACACGAGGAAUGCGUUAUAUCAUGUCCAUAACUCUGAGGAUGUGGUGCUGCUCACCACGUGUAAACACGGGAAAGACUGGCAGAAGCACAAGGAUGCCCGCUGUGACCGCGACAACGCCGAAUAUGACAAACAUGAUUACAGAGAGAUGCUUCACAACUCUACCUUCUGCCUGGUUCCCAGGGGACGACGUCUGGGAUCCUUCCGCUUCCUGGAAGCACUGCAGGCAGCCUGCGUACCUGUGAUACUCAGUAACGGCUGGGAGAUGCCCUUCUCUGAGAUCAUCCGCUGGAACACAGCAGCUGUGAUCGGGGACGAACGACUGCUACUGCAGAUUCCGUCUACGGUCCGUUCCAUUCACCAGGACAACAUCUUGUCUCUCAGACAGCAGACCCAGUUCCUGUGGGAGGCCUACUUCUCUUCUGUAGAGAGGAUAGUACUCACAACACUAGAGAUCAUCCAUGACCGGGUGCUCCAGCAUGCAGCCCGUAGUAACCUGAUGUGGAACAGUCUUCCUGGAGGUCUCUACUCCCUGCCUCAGUACUCCUCAUACCUGGGAGACUUCCCUUUCCACUAUGCCAAGCUAGGUAUCAAGCCUCGUCCCAAGUUCACAGCGGUCAUCCAUGCUGUGACUCCCCUGGUCUCCCAGUCUCAGCCCAUCCUGAAGCUACUGGUGGCUGUCGCUAAGUCCCAGUACUGUGUCCAGGUGAUAGUCCUAUGGAACUGUGACAAGCCUCUCCCGGCCAAACACCGCUGGCCAGCCACCUCAGUACCUGUCCUGGUCAUAGAUGGGGAGAGCAAGGUGAUGAGCAGUCGUUUCCUGCCCUAUGACACAAUAUCAACAGACGCCGUUCUGAGUCUGGACGAGGAUACAGUUCUCUCUACUACUGAGGUGGACUUUGCUUUCACGGUGUGGCAGAGUUUCCCAGAGAGGAUUGUGGGAUACCCGGCCAGGAGUCAUUUCUGGGACAGCAACAAGGAGAGGUGGGGUUACACCUCCAAGUGGACCAACGACUACUCUAUGGUCCUGACAGGAGCUGCUAUAUACCACAGAUAUUACCACUACCUGUACACCAGUUACCUGCCGGCUAGUCUGAGGGGCCUGGUGGACCAGCUGUCUAACUGUGAAGACAUCCUGAUGAACUUCCUGGUGUCAGCCGUCACCAAGCUGCCGCCCAUCAAGGUCACCCAGAAGAAACAGUACAAAGAGACUAUGAUGGUACAGACCUCCAGAGCGUCUCGGUGGGCCGACCCAGACCACUUUGCCCAGCGACAGAGCUGCAUGAAUAAGUUUGCCAGCUGGUUUGGCAGCAUGCCCCUGGUGCACUCUAAUAUGCGCCUGGACCCGGUGUUGUUUAAAGACCAGGUGUCCAUACUGAGGAAGAAAUACAAGGACAUAGAGAGACUAUAACCAGCCUGAUCCCCUCUGUCUCCAUACUGAGGAAGAAAUACAAGGACAUAGAGAGACUAUAACCAGCCUGAUCCCCUCUGUCUCCAUACUGAGGAAGAAAUACAAGGACAUAGAGAGACUAUAACCAGCCUGAUCCCCUCUGUCUCCAUACUGAGGAAGAAAUACAAGGACAUAGAGAGACUAGAACCAGCCUGAUCCCCUCUGUCUCCAUACUGAGGAAGAAAUACAAGGACAUAGAGAGACUAUAACCAGCCUGAUCUCCUCUGUCUCCAUGGUGGAGUGGAGAGAGACUAGAACCAGCCUGAUCCCCUCUGUCUCCAUACUGAGGAAGAAAUACAAGGACAGAGAGAGACUAUAACCAGCCUGAUCCUCUCUGUCUCCAUGGUGGAGUGGAGAGGGACAGAGAGAGACUAGAACCAGCCUGAUCUCCUCUGUCUCCAUGGUGGAGUGGAGAGAGACUAGAACCAGCCUGAUCCUCUCUGUCUCCAUGGUGGAGUGGAGAGGGACAGAGAGAGACUAUAACCAGCCUGAUCUCCUCUGUCUCCAUGGUGGAGUGGAGAGAGACUAGAACCAGAGAGAAGGGAUGAACAGGGGAAGAAAGGAGAGGAGGAGAGGACAGGGCUGUGGAGCCAGGACCCCACGGUCGACCCUCCCAGAGAGAAGGGAAGAACAGAGAGGAGGAGAGGACAGGGCUGUGGAGCCAGGACCCCACGGUCGACCCUCCCAGAGAGAAGGGAAGAACAGAGAGGAGGAGAGGACAGGGCUGCGUCUUCCACUCUCCAUCUUUGUACGCUGUUGCUAACGGUGGUAACCGUGACAACCCCGGCUGUAUUUGGUAGGAGCUGUACACAGACAGAAAACUAGUUCAUGGACGUCUGGGGGGGACGGGGGGACUUUGUUGUAGAACUUUCUACAUGACUAUGGACAGAGGAGGUCCAUGACUGAGGAAGUCUCCUCAGAGCCAACACAACGCCGUUCUAGUCAAGGAGAGUCCAUGCUGCAGUCCUAACUAUGGUCUACCAGUAAACCGUCUAGCAGUGGGAAAUCUCUCCCACCCUUCUCCAACCUGAUAAAACCCUACAAUGAAAGCCAAGGAGGAGUAAUUCUUUACUUAUAGAAGCUAACCAUCUGUUCUGUUCGGUUCUAAACACUAUGCACAGGUUCAACAGAAUUGCUGCCAGAAUCUGAAAAGUACUAUUUUGCUGUGUUUUUAGUUAGCUUUUAUAGUGAACGAUGAAUGGCCGGCCUUACUGUCUGUACUGUGUCCAGCCUUGGGUGGGUGAGGAGGGUAGGGGGUCUGUGUUUUCCUGCUGUAAAAGGCUAAGGGUACAGAGAUCAACCCACAGAACUGACAGUUCACUGUAUCUCCAGGUAUGACUAACGUUAUGGUUGUUGUGAUCUGGUUGUGAUCUCUCACAAAAAAAUAUCUUUGAGUGUCUGACUGAAGUACAAUGAAUCUUGCCCUUUGCCCUCAUCAUCCUUAUCCCUUAUAGCAAUAUUGAUCCAUCUGCAUUGAAAGGUUUUAACAGUUGAGUUUCAUAUUGAUCCAUCUGCAUUGAAAGGUUUUAACAGUUGAGUUUCAUAUUGAUCCAUCUGCAUUGACAGGUUUUAACAGUUCCGUUUCAUGUUGAUCCAUCUGCAUUGAAAGGUUUUAACAGUUGAGUUUCAUAUUGAUCCAUCUACAUUGAAAGGUUUUAACAGUUGAGUUUCAUGUUGAUCCAUCUGCAUUGAAAGGUUUAGCAGUUGAGUUUCCCUUAUUUAUUCCCUGUUCCACGUUCUUCCCCUCACAAUUUAUUCCCUGUUCCACGUUCUUCCCCUCACAAUUUUUUCCCUGUUCCACGUUCUUCCCCUCACAAUUUAUUCCCUGUUCCACGUUCUCCCCCUCACAAUUUAUUCCCUGUUCCACGUUCUCCCCCUCACAAUUUAUUCCCUGUUCCACGUUCUUCCCCUCACAAUUUAUUCCCUGUUCCACGUUCUCCCCCUCACAAUUUAUUCCCUUUUCCACAUUCUUCCCCUCACAAUUUAUUCCCUGUUCCACGUUCUUUCCCUCACAAUUAAUUCCGUUUCACGUUCUUCCCCUCACAAUUUAUUCCCUGUUCCACGUUCUUCCCCUCACAAUUUAUUCCCUGUUCCACGUUCUUCCCCUCACAAUUUAUUCCCUGUUCCACGUUCUUCCCCUCACAAUUUAUUCCCUGUUCCACGUUCUUCCCCUCACAAUUUAUUCCCUUUUCCACAUUCUUCCCCUCACAAUUUAUUCCCUUUUCCACGUUCUCCCCCUCACAAUUUAUUCCCUUUUCCACGUUCUUCCCCUCACAAUGUAUUCCCUGUUCCACGUUCUUUCCCUCACAAUUUAUUCCGUUUCACGUUCUUCCCCUCACAAUUUAUUCCCUGUUCCACGUUCUUCCCCUUAAAUUUAUUCCCUGUUCCACGUUCUUCCACUCACAAUUUAUUCCCUGUUCCACGUUCUCCCCCUCACAAUUUAUUCCCUGUUCCACGUUCUUCCACUCACAAGACCCGGUGAACCACUAUGAUAACAAUAUAUACUAUCUAACACACCCUUUUAUGCAUAGACACAUACAUUUUACUUCUGGGUGGUCCCAGGAAUCGAACCCACUAUCAAAACUAACACCCAUAUCACCUGUUUUGACCAAUAAAGGCUCUUCUUUGACCAUC
Messenger RNA from Salmo salar (Atlantic salmon), 5732 nucleotides. Lineage: Eukaryota; Metazoa; Chordata; Actinopteri; Salmoniformes; Salmonidae. The record is from RefSeq and is a predicted model, not a curated record.